Oryzias latipes (Japanese medaka) is the source of this 3306-nucleotide messenger RNA. NCBI's taxonomy places the organism in Eukaryota, Metazoa, Chordata, Actinopteri, Beloniformes, Adrianichthyidae. The record is from RefSeq and is a predicted model, not a curated record.
GGGAUUUCAAAGAUCCGUUGUUUGUCUGUUGAAUGGUGAAUUUUGAGCCUAAACGGGAAAUUUCUAUAACAUUACUCAUAUUUUAUGGUUUUUUACAGUGUUUUCUACGAUUUUUGUAGACUUUUAAUGUGACAUGUUUUCUUUCAAUGUUUUAAGUGUCAUGUAACUAAUUUGGCUUUAAUGUAAUUUUAAACUUGCUUUACCAACAGAGCUCAAAGUUUAUUGUCUCGCCAAACGUGUCAAGCUCUUGACAUCAUGUCAGACAAAGAAGACGAUAAGAGCAAAAUUGAAAGCCAGCCAUCUACAGGCCCCAUCCAGGACCGUGGAGCCACAGCUGAGGAUGAGGAUGAGGAGGAGGAGAAAGCAGAGAGCAAAGACACCGCAGGCUUCAGUAAAGUGGAAAACAAGGCCAACAAUUUGAAUGUAAAUGCGAAGUCUCAAGUCUAUACAGCAACUAAAGACACACUCUUCUCAAAGAAGACAUCUGUGUCUGAAACCCAAGCAUUAUCACCAAAGUGGGUAUUCGGGAUAAAUCCAGAUUUUCCUGUCUUCACUCUGCAAGACAAGGACCAGCUGGUUCUGCUUUAUACUUCAGGAUUCGGGAUCAUAUACAAUCACACUUUAAACGUCCAACACAUUCUGCAGGGUCACUCAACCAACAUCUCUUGCAUGUGUGUGAGUGAAGACAGACGUUGGAUUGCAACAGCAGACUGUGGGUCUGAGAGCAUGGUCAUAAUCUGGGAUGCUUAUUCUGGUAUUCCUGUUCAAACAUUAUUCAAUUGUCAUCCUGCUGGAGGUGUGAUUGCUGUGGCAUUUUCAAGCGACACUAAACAUCUGGUAACUCUUGGGCGUGAAAAAACUCAAUGUGUGUGUGUUUGGGAUUGGAUCCCAAACUCACAAAAGCCUGUCUGCUUUACAAACAUCCAUCCUGAACAUGGUUUUCAAACAUACGUCGCCUGCAGGCCAACUGACUGCAUUCAGCUCCUUACUGGAAGUGAAAGCCAUGUGCUGUUCUACAGCAUAGUGGAAAGAAAUUUACAGUACUUGGCACUGGAUCUCAAAAGGUUCAUGAAGGCAGAGAAUUGUGCUGCUGGGAGUGCAGUUCUUUUACCUGACCCUCCCAGAACCACCCACCGCUCCAACGCGUCUGCCCCUUGGUCUCUAUUUCACCUGAGAAUGCCACAGAUCCUGACAGUCAUCGGUCGGGACAUUGUUGUGUGGGAAGUCUCUGAUGACUUAGUCAAAAACCAAAUCGUGUCAGACAAAACAAUCGUGCCUCUUUGUCUACAAGACAACCCAAUUACUGCUCUAACCAUGGCUGAUGGCCUCAUCAUAACAGGAGACACGAAAGGAGAUAUCUAUUUUUAUGAUGAAACGUUGAGUCUUCUCUUAUUGUAUAACAAGCUCAACUUGGAUCCCAUCGCUUCCAUUUCGUUUACCAAAGAGUGCAAAAAAGAACACAAGCAGGACUGCAUUCUGGAGGACGAACCAGUUGUAAAGGGGAACCUUAUAAUAUGUACAGUCAAUUCCACUGUCCUGCAGCUGAACACGCAGAGUCACAGCAUUCAGACUCUGGUACAUCAGGAGCAGGAACUGCACCACGCAGUUGCAUGCCACCCCAGUGAGCCUUUUGUGGCAUUGGGCAGUCAACAGGGUAUUUUAAAAGUAUGGGAUUAUAACAAAAAAACAGUGACCGGCCGGAGGCUUUUUGAAACGGAGGGGAGCAUCCAGUGUGUCUCUUUUGACCUUAAUGGAAUCUACCUUGCAGUUGGCUUCAGCACUGGAUCUGUUCAGAUACUCAAUGCCAACGCAAUUCAAAGUGAUUCACCUGAGUCCUUGGGCUGCACUAAAGACAGCAUCCAUAUAAUCGUCUUCUCUUCAGACUCUGAGUACCUUGCAACUGCAGAUGCUGGCAAAGCUGUGACAGUGUUCCACCUGCAGAAAAAAGAAGGUUCUCAGCGUCAGUGGAUUUGUCUGGACAGAUACCACUCUCACUCCAAGCCCAUCACAGAUCUUCUUUUUGGGCUCCAUUUGGACAGCACCUAUCCAAGACUGCUCUCAUUGGGAAUGGACAGACAACUGGUGGAGUAUGACCUGGAAAAGAGCACUGUGGGCCAGCUCGUCAUCAAGAGUUCUGAUCGCAUUGAACAAAGUGCUGUCCCAUUGUGUAUGGCGUGGUUUCCUCCCCUGACAACAGAGCAGUUUCUUCUUAUUGCCUCAGACCAAUACAAGAUGAAACUCCUCAACAGCAUAACCAAGAUGUGCAGAAAGACUGUACAGGGCCCAACAUUUGGCUCUCCUAUUAAGCAAAUGAUGAUUCUUCCAAAGCAUAAAGAAUCCAAGAUAAAGUCAUAUCACCUGGCAUUCAUCACAGAGGAUAGGCUUGGUCUCCAGAUUUUGCCCCCGGAUGGGAACCCAUACAAGUCCACUGCUUUGAUCUGCCAUGCAACAGGAGUGUCUUCCCUAUCCUCCUCCUACGACGGGAAAUUUGUUUUUACCACAGGAGUUUCUGACUACAGUUCCAUCAUGUGGGAAAUUAAUCUGAAUGUGUUAGAGGCUGCAGCUGCUUUGGGUGGAAAUGACAUGAUUCCCUUUUAUUCCCAAUUGGACGGAGGGCAAGAGGGCAAGUUUUAUAGAGAUAUGGAGGAUUUUUUCUACUACUGUCAAAUCCGUCACUAUGGCUCCAGCUUGAUGAGGAAACAGCCAAAGCCAACAGAAAUUCCUCUGUCAGAGGUUCCCUCCUUAAUGAGAGCUGUGGGCUACUUUCCUACUGAACAAGAGAUAGAAGACAUGCAGAACGAGAUCAAGUUCAGCAGGUUUGCUGAAACUGGAAAGUAUGUAACAGACAUUGACUUACAGGAGUUUAUCAAGUUGUACGUCAACCACCGGCCAGCCUUUGGCGCCCCUAGCAAUGAACUUGUUCAAGCUUUUCACGUUCUUGCUAAGAGCAACAGUACAGGACAACCUGUUCUGCAGAGACAGGAGCUGCUAGAACUUUUACAGGCUCGAGGGGAACAGAUGACCAUGAACGAGGUGGAGGAGUGUUUUACCACACUUUUAGGCCUCAAAAAAGAAGAAAUUUGUGAAGAACAUUUACUGGAGAGAGAAUUACCAGAGGAGAUUUCAAUGGAGAUAUUUACAGAUCACAUCUUGGGCUUUCCUCAAUCAAACAGGAAUGAAGGAAGCAGAUCUCCUCCACCACAGUGAUUAAUAAGACAAGAAGUCACAGCGGGCUGCAUACACGUUAUCAUUUUGACUUUACUUUUGUUCCUUUGUGGGUUUUUUUUUUAAACAGGUUCCAACAAC